Molecule: messenger RNA, 1212 nt
Organism: Daucus carota subsp. sativus
Lineage: Eukaryota; Viridiplantae; Streptophyta; Magnoliopsida; Apiales; Apiaceae
Product: factor of DNA methylation 2
Exons: 5
Coding region: 317-1045 (242 amino acids)
Biological process (GO): gene silencing by siRNA-directed DNA methylation
Source: RefSeq, a predicted model, not a curated record
GUUUUUCCCUUAAGACAUAGUGGGUGUUUGGCGGGGCUUUUAAGCCCCGCUUCUGGACUUUUAAGUUGGAAGCACUUAUUCGUACCGUUUGUGUAAAAAGUCGAGAAGCACUUAAAAAAAGCUACGAUUCCUAGCUUUUGUUUCAUGACUUCUACUUUUUUGCCAAACACUUUAAUCACUUAUAAGUCUUAACUAACUUCUAACUUCUACUUCACUUUUUUAUUUUAAGCAAGAAGCACUUAUUUUAAGCUCAGCCAAACGGCCCCAUAAAUUCUACUUUGUUUCCAAGCUGGCUAAACUUCUCCUUGGCGUAUCAAUGGCACAACCUUCUUCUUCCACUAACAGAAAUGGUUGUUCUUUUGCACUCCACCGUGCAUGCUUGGAGCUACAAGGGGCUGCUACCAACAUUAUCAAGGUUAUUGAGCAAGAAAAGAACGGAUCUGAAGCUGCAGGCAAAGAACAGAGUGAAUACCAGGAAUCUAUUAUUAAUGCACUUACUGUGGAGAACUUUCAGCUGAAAGAAGAAAAUGGAGCGGCUAAGAACAAGCUCAUUUCGAAUCUGCCUGAAUAUUUUGGAGACGAGUAUGGCAUUGAGAUCAAGCUUUUAGGAGAGAUAGACAUUUCUCCCUUCAUUAGCAUUUUUACGAGAAGGCAAACAGCCAAACUGUCCAAUGACUCCACGAUCAUGAAAGCUACCGAGAUGUGCACCCGUUGGCAGGAAAAGAUUAAGAACCCGGCUUGGUCCCCUUUCAAAAAAGUGACUUCUGGUGGAAUUCAGAAAGAAAUUGUAAAUGAUGAUGAUGCAGAGCUGAAGAAACUGCGGAAGGAAAUGGGAAUAUCAGUGUUCAAGGCUGUUAAGAAAGCUCUGGAGGAAAUUAAUGAGCAUAAUUCGAGUGGACGCUAUCCUGUUGCUAAGCUGUGGAAAGUGGAGGAAAACAGGGAGGCGAGACUCGAAGAGAUGAUGCAGUGUAUGCUGGAGAAAACAACUCCCAAGCGCAGAAAAGGCGACAACACCGAUGGACAAAAUGCAGGUUGUACCAAGUGAAAUGAAGCAACUCUGGCUUCAGUUGAGUAACUUUAACUUUUGGAUUAGGGGCUUAAGCUGAAGUUUGAAACAAUAUGUUCCUUUGAUGUAUUUUGGUAUGCUGGCCGCAUGAACUCUGUUUCUUUUUUUCUUUUUUUUUUGAUAAUGAGAAUAAAUCUCAACGAAUA